GUCGCCUCCGAUUUCAUCCAGAAGCACGUUGCACCCCGCCGUGCCGCCGCUGCUGCUGCUGGUGACGGUGUGACAGCAACGCGUGUGAUUGUAUCGAGCCACAACUACAGCGUGACUCCGCCGCUGGAGGAGCUGCGGGUGCUGGUGGCGCGCAUAGAGGCUGCCGGCGCCGACAUUGUGAAGUUUGCCACUACGGCCACUGAUAUCACUGACAAUGCACGCGUGUUCCAAAUACUCAAAGAGGCUCAGCGUCCCACCAUAGCGCUGGUCAUGGGACCCAAGGGCCUCAUCAGCCGCCUCCUCGCGCCCAAAUUCAACGCCUUCCUCACAUUCGGGGCGAUCGCCCCGGGCGCUGAGUCAGCGCCAGGUCAGCCGACGGUCGCUGAGCUGGCGGGCACGUACAGGCUGGCGGGGGUGGGCCCGGCAACGCACGUGUUUGGGCUGGUGGGGAACCCGGUGGGGCACAGCAAGGGCCCUGUGCUGCACAAUGCGGCGCUGCGGCAUGUGGGGUAUGACGGCGUGUACGUGCCCUUCCUCGUGGACGACGUGCCGGGGUUUCUCAAGGCGUUUGACAGUCCGGACUUCAAGGGGUUCAGUGUGACCAUUCCGCACAAGCUCGCGGCGUUGGAGUGCUGCCAAGAUGUGGAGCCUCUUGCCAAGAGCAUAGGCGCUGCCAACACCAUCAUUCGGGGGGAGGGCGGGCGGCUGAUGGGGUACAACACAGACUGCAUGGCGGCCAUAGAGACCAUCGAGGAUGGACUCAGGCAGGCAGAAGGAGGCAGUAGCAAUGAGGAAGCUUUCUCUUCCCCGCUCGCCGGGCGCCUCUUUGUGGUUGUAGGGGCGGGGGGUGCCGGGAGGGCUCUGGCCUUCGGUGCUAAGGAGAGGGGCGCGGAUGUGAUUAUAACGAAUAGGAGCUAUGGCAAGGCGGAGGCGCUGGCUGCGGCUGUGGGCGGCACUGCCGUGCCUCUGCCGUCCGGUUCUGGUGACGUGGCAGCGGAUGAGCUGGCGGCGGUGUUGCAGGAGAUGCAGAGAGGGAGGAGUGGGCGUGCUGUGCUGGCGAAUACGACUUCUGUGGGCAUGCACCCUCAUGUGGAUGAUACUCCUGUCAGCAAGGCUGUGCUGCAGGAGUGCAGUUUGGUGUUCGACGCGGUAUACACUCCCAUGGAGACCCGCCUGCUCAAGGAGGCGAAGCAGGCAGGAGCUGCAACAGUCAGCGGCGUUGAGAUGUUUGUUGGCCAGGCGGCUCGACAAUUCGAGCUCUUCACUGGAAAGCCAGCUCCUGUGUCGUUGAUGCCGGAGGAGCCUCCGCGCGCGCGCACUCUCCGCAAUGCCGCCAAGCGCUGGAGCGUGCCGGCCGUCCUGCACCCCGCGUCGGGCCGGCUCGUCCCCAUGGACGACUGGGCGAUCUCCGCCGCCGUCUCCGCGCAUAGCGACGGCGCGCCGGCCGCCGCUCAUUCCGGCGCGUCUUCCGGCCACGACGAUUUCUUGAAGAAUCUCACGAACCGCAGCCGGAAGUGGAUUGGCGGCGGCGCUCGCACGGCCGGCAGGCCCGGGACGGCGUCGUUCCGCGACGCGGAUAACGCGGCGGCUGCGACGGGCGCGGCGCCGGCCGCGCCGCCGUCGCUGAAUAACGUGCCGGAUCCGGUGCUGCUUAAGAUUCUGAUGCGCGUGGAAUCGCCACGAGACCGGGCGGCUUGCGCGCUGGUCUCCCCGCGCUGGUUCUGGCUGGAGAAGCGUUCUCGUCGCGCCGUGACCCACCUGGACCUCUCCCAGCCGUCGCGCUUCCUCGAAUCCCUCCCCCUCGCCUUCUUCCCGCGCGUCACCUCGCUCGCCCUCAACUGCUCGCUCUACCGCCGCCCCUGCUCCGCGGACAGGCUCUAUGACUUCAGGGAACUGCACUCCCUGGUGUUGGAAGGCGGGCGUAAUGUUACCCACAUUGACAAUAUUUCCAAGGAGAUCUCCAUCAAGAUGCUAACCCAGGAGCUGGCCCAGUGCUCCGCCCUGCGCCAUCUGGUCAUCUCCCAAACCGUCAAGGGCAACCCGCGCCUGCUCGAACGCGCCUUCUCCUCCCUGCCCCUGCUCACCUACCUCGACCUGGGCAACCUCAAGAUCGAAACCCCGGGGGCUUCCGGGCCCCCGCUGCUGGGGGCGACGGAUGGGAUGCUGAGGGAGGUAGCGCGGUGGUGUGCGGUGGUGGAAGAGGUGUAUGUGGGGCCGCAUGCGACGGUGGUGGGGGUGGAGGCGGUAGCGGGGAAGUGCAAGCAGCUGAGGGUUCUUGGGGAUGUGACUGCUGCCUGCCGAGACUCGAUGCAUGUGAUGAAUAAGUGGGCCACGAACGAGGCUCUAGAGGAGGUGGGCCGCUCGUGCCCGUCCCUGCGCUCGCUGCUCAUCCGCUGCAACGCAGACAUCACAGACGCAGGCCUGGUGGCACUGGCAGCACUCAACCCCAACCUCACCCACCUCAACGUAUUCGCCCUCGCGCACUCCCUCACCUACAUCUCCCUCGUCUCCGCCGCCCGCCACUGGACCUCCCUCGAAACCCUCAUCCUGCCCUUCUGUGAGCGAGACGACCGCGCCGACCUGCCCGACCUGGUAAAAGCCCUUUCUUCGAGGUGCCCGAAGCUGAAAGUUUUUUCGAUCGGGCUGUGCGCGCAUAGGUACUUUGAAGCGUUGUUGGAGCUGCUGGGGUCGUGUUCGUCGCUGGAGUAUGUGUAUCUGUAUGAGAGCUGCCAGGAGGGGCAUGAAUUCACCAUGGCUGAUCUGAGGAAGGCUGCUGCCAAGGAGAAGAGGAAGCCUCUGAUCUGCUACGCUGCUGGGUCGGCUGAAGGAAUCUGA
This is a messenger RNA of Closterium sp. Naga37s-1, 2835 nucleotides long. Lineage: Eukaryota; Viridiplantae; Streptophyta; Zygnematophyceae; Desmidiales; Closteriaceae. The record is from the annotation of a GenBank genome assembly.